AUGGCACCAACAACAUCUCUAUAUGGUACAAUUUUGUACUUCGUAUUAACGAGCCAAAGUUUACAAUACAAUCGUAUUGAUGGUCGAUCAUCAAAUUAUUACUAUGAAACAAAAGAAAUAAUUAUUUCAGUAUCUGGCAAUUAUUCAUUCACAAGUUCUAGUACUUUCGCUGCAUAUUGCUUUUUGUAUGCCAAUAGUUUCAAUCCAUCGGAUCCGUUUUCGAGUUUGGUUGCACAAGGUCAUAAUAGUGCUGGCAAUGGACAAUUUCAAUUUACUAUUUUCCUUCCAUUUGAUAAUACAACGUCGAAGCGAAAACGUGCUACUACAAAAUACAUUGUGGUAAUAACUACACAAGAUGAAGGUGUCACUGGUCCAUUAUCGAUUACAGUGAGUGGACCAGAUGUGAUUGUAGUCAAUGGAUCAAAUGUGACUGUGGUCAGUAGACCAUAUGUAAAUGGAACAAGUACUCCACGCACUACAAGAAUAAGUUCAACAAAGAAUAAUGAUAACGGCAUUACAGCAGAUGAACGUGUUGGUAUCAUUAUUGGUAGCGUUUUUGGUGGACUAUUGAUUCUCAUUUGUUUAAUUGUUCUUUGCAUCAUAGCUUAUCGCCAUGGUUUUUAUUACGGCAAAGACAAACCUUUUCGUUCUAAUAAAGCAUACAUUUAUAAUGGAGUUCCUUUUCAUAACGAUAUAAGCAAUGCUAUGUUUCAGACUAAUACUUUUACUGGUUAUUACUUCAAAGAUGGUAUAUGGUAUGAACCUCACUAUGUUAUACUUUCAUUCUAUCCUCAAGCUGAUUACAUUGUAUAUGGUAAAGGAAGAGAUAGUUUUGGUGUAUAUGUUGCUAAAGGAGUCUAUUCAUCAAGUACUCUUCGAAUGGCUUUUGAUAAAUAUUAUGAAACAGGAUUAGGAAAUAUACAACAAAAUCAGAAUCAAAAAAUGACUGUUCAAGUUAAAUGGAAUCCUUUUACACAAAGUUUUGAAGGUGCCCAUUAUUUAAUAGAAGGAAGACAUGUUGAAGAACAACCAUAUCUGAUGCAAAUAACAUAUCCACAAUAUUUUUGGUAG
Messenger RNA from Rotaria sp. Silwood2, 1071 nucleotides. NCBI's taxonomy places the organism in Eukaryota, Metazoa, Rotifera, Eurotatoria, Philodinida, Philodinidae. The record is from the annotation of a GenBank genome assembly.